ACGGUCUUACUUCCUGUUUCCUGUUUUCCUUCCACACACGUGUUCUAACCCGAACCCCCUAAACCCUGUGGAGAGGAAACGGUGAGAACCUCCACAGAAUCCUAACAGUCCGGGUCCCGGUACCGCAGUGCAGUCCGCCAUGCUCGAGCAGCUGGGUCUGAUCGGGACGAUCCGGGACGAGGAGGACAGUCCGGAGGAGCCCGACACCGAGUCCGAACAGGAGGACGAGCCCAUUGUUCUGAACAGAAAGAAGAAGUUUGGGAAUCGCGGGGCGAAAGACUUCAACGCUGACUUUGAGUUUGGCGAGAGAGAUGGACUGAACUGUGACGAGGACUGGGUGAUGGCCGAUGUCAUGAAACAGCUCAAGAACAAGGUAGAACCUGCAGCAGAACCUGUUCUCUUGUUCAACUUGAACUGCAGUAACCUCUGUUUCACAACACUUUUCAGUGCCUCUCCUCCUCCUUUCUCUCUCAGCAGCCUCCGACCCUCCUGA
Molecule: messenger RNA, 493 nt
Organism: Morone saxatilis (striped sea-bass)
Lineage: Eukaryota; Metazoa; Chordata; Actinopteri; Moronidae
Product: probable ATP-dependent RNA helicase DDX27
Exons: 3
Coding region: 140-493 (117 amino acids)
Source: RefSeq, a predicted model, not a curated record